Micromonas commoda is the source of this 819-nucleotide messenger RNA. RefSeq lists its product with no specific name. Gene Ontology annotation, biological process: actin filament bundle assembly. Lineage: Eukaryota; Viridiplantae; Chlorophyta; Mamiellophyceae; Mamiellales; Mamiellaceae. The record is from RefSeq and is a predicted model, not a curated record. Gene Ontology annotation, cellular component: plasma membrane; actin cytoskeleton. Bases 1 to 819 code for a protein of 272 amino acids. Gene Ontology annotation, molecular function: actin filament binding. The transcript has a single exon.
AUGGUCAUCGGCAACGUCUCGCCGGCCCCCGACGCGUCCUCCAAGAAGUCCCCAGCGCCCGCGAAGUGGACCCCAGUCGCCGCUCCCAAGUGCCUGGUCUGCGAGAAGAGCGUGUACGAGAAUGAGAAACUCACAGCCGAUGGGAAAGUCUGGCACAAGACGUGCUUCCGGUGCGGACACUGCCGGAAGGUCCUUAGCCUGGGGAACUACGCGGCGGUCAGCGACAAGGUCUUCUGUAAGCCGCACUUCAAGCAGCUCUUCGCGGAGGGCGGCGGGUCCUACGCGAGCAUGACGGGCGAGACCGACCCGAAGAAGGCGUGGGCACCCAAGACGGCGGACGCGACGAUCGGGAGCACGGGCUCAUCCGGAGCGGCGGCCGCGACGGCGCCGUCGGUGAAGGCGCUGACGGGCAAGUUCGGCGGGGUGAGAGUAUCGUCCAAGUGCCCCGCGUGCGAUAAGACCGCGUACGCCGCCGAGGCUGUCGACGUGGACGGCGCCAAGUACCACAGACACUGCCUCCGGUGCCGCGAGUGCUCGUGCUCGCUCUCGCUGACCACCAUGGUGCAGUGCGAGGGACGCCUGUGGUGCGCGCGCGACGCCCCGCGCAACAGGAACACCAAACACAUGGACGGUAACUCGAUGGAGAUACGGGGCGCGGUGGAGGCGCAGAAGCUGGCGCACGACGCGAUGUCCUCGCCGGACGCCGUGGCGAGGUACUCGACGUCGUCGUCUUCAUCCGUGCCCGUGAGGGGGGAUCCACCGCCGGCGCCGAUCGAGAGCGCUCCGGAGCGGCGGUUAAGCGCGGACGUUCCCCUUUAG